AUGAGCAGUGUGGCUAGCGGGAGAUCUGAGACUGAUGUUUUGCAAUCUUCACUAAGUGAGUAUCGGAGGACUAUUGAUCAGAAAGGUUUUCCUCAUCAGGAAGCUUGGGAGUGGUUGAACAACAAAACGAAAUGGGAAUUAGUUACAAAAGCUAGUGACGACUCCCCGCCUCUUUCAAAACAAAUCAAAACAUCUUCUUUCAAUGCAUGCAUAUCAUCUUCCGAUCCACAAUAUCCUCAUGUAUUCUCCCCCAAAAAACAACAGUCGUUUAGUAUUGAAGACUCACCGCCUCAUAGAAGAAGAAAAGGAAAGAAAGUCGCAUCGACAUCAUCAACAGAAAAUGAAAUGUUUUAUCUCAUCAAACAAAUUUUCGGCAUCAAGAUUGCAACCAAAAUAGAGGCGGAACAAAGACAAUGGUACCGAGAAAAAAAUUGUGCAUUUUCGAAGCUGACGAAGAACGGAAAGCUCAAUUAUUGUAUUGGGAGAUAG
Molecule: messenger RNA, 489 nt
Organism: Lactuca saligna
Lineage: Eukaryota; Viridiplantae; Streptophyta; Magnoliopsida; Asterales; Asteraceae
Source: the annotation of a GenBank genome assembly